AUGCAUCUCCUCCCAGAACCUGCAGUCGCCCAAAUCCUUCGCCAACUCACACAGCCCCAAUGUCUCUCCUUCCUACAGACCCUAGACGAAGCCCUCGUCACGGUCUCAGCUCAAUCCACCACCCCAGAAAAUGAGCGCCUUGUCCACCAACCUCUGCGCACAGCAAUCACCUCCAAGACAGGCGACCUGUCCCUCUUCAUGCCUGUCUCCAAUACCGCCAGCACAGGCGCCAAGAUCGUCACCGUCUCCAAAUCCCACGGCGUCCUAGGCGUCAUCAACAUCUUCUCCCCAAAAGGCGAGCUCCUGGGCCUCCUUAGCGCCGCUGAGGUCACCGCCUUCCGGACAGCGCUCACAAUUAUGUCGCUGUUUGUUCGAGCCUCUUCUCUGAAACGGGAGAAUAUUGUUAUUCUCGGCUCCGGGCGCCAGGCGGAAUGGCAUUCGCGGUUGGCACUCCUCUUACUACCCGGCCAGAUCCGCAGAAUCACUUUCGUCAACCGCGGCCGCAAGCGUCUUGAGGAAUUGGAGCGCGAUGUUAUCACUGACCUGAGGCGCACGUAUCCUGAAGUCACGAUGAGCACGCUAGCGAAGGAAGGGACAGGGGACUACGACGAGCGUCUCCGGUCUGAAUUAAGUCUCAGCGAUGUGAUAUUCAGCUGCACGCCGUCGACGGAGCCGAACUUCCCUUAUGCCUACUUACAGCAGCAGCAGCCCGUCAAGCAGAGAUUCAUCUCGCUUAUUGGCUCGUACAGGCCGCAUAUGCAAGAGAUUGACUCGCAGACGCUGCUUUCGGGCGGCGGGAAGGUUUAUGUUGAUUCGAGGGAGGCUUGUCUUGAGGAGUCUGGGGAGCUCAUUCUUGCGGGAGUGAAAGGGGAGCAGCUUAUUGAGCUUGGGGAGUUGUAUCAGGGUCAGGAGCUGGGUGGGACGAUCAAGGAGCUGAGGCCUGUGGAGGUGUCUGAGGGGUGCAAUGUGGUGAUUAAGGUUGUGGGAAUGGGGAUUAUGGAUUUGGUUACUGGGAAGAAGUUGCUGGAUGUUGGGAAAGAGAGGGGAAUCGGAAUGGAGGUUGAUGGGUUCUAG
Messenger RNA from Aspergillus puulaauensis, 1074 nucleotides. RefSeq names its product putative proline utilization protein PrnX. Lineage: Eukaryota; Fungi; Ascomycota; Eurotiomycetes; Eurotiales; Aspergillaceae. The record is from RefSeq and is a predicted model, not a curated record. The transcript has a single exon. The coding region runs from base 1 to 1074 and encodes 357 amino acids. Gene Ontology annotation, cellular component: cytoplasm.